Tachysurus vachellii is the source of this 2123-nucleotide messenger RNA. It is a transcript of the gene fbxl22, whose product is annotated as F-box and leucine-rich repeat protein 22. NCBI's taxonomy places the organism in Eukaryota, Metazoa, Chordata, Actinopteri, Siluriformes, Bagridae. The transcript is spliced from 2 exons. Gene Ontology annotation, molecular function: protein binding. Bases 133 to 816 code for a protein of 227 amino acids. The record is from RefSeq and is a predicted model, not a curated record.
GCAAAGGUAUCAUGAAUUCAGGCCUUGCAGAACAGACUGCUUCCCCAGCAACUGCUGAUCCUCUGUGUGUAUCAACAGACUAGAUCUCAGCUCAGUAUACAAAGGCCUGCUUGAUGCUUUGCUCUCCUAGCAAUGCAUCUCACAGAUCUUAAUCAAGAGUGCCUGCUUCAUCUUUUUUCAUUUUUGGAUAAAGGCAGUCGGCAGAACCUGUCUCUGGCCUGCAAGCGCCUCAGAGAAGCCUUUCUGGACCCUCAGCUCUGGUCUCUGCUCAACUUUUUCUCCCCUAGCGAACUUACAAGGAAUAACUUCAUCCUUGGACCAUUUUUGAGGCACCUGAAUAUAUGCUGGCAUUCCAGCAGGGUCAAAGUGUGUAACAUUGAAGACUAUAAGAAGACAACAUUCCAGAGGGACCUUUGCAGUAAGCAUGCGAGCCUGGUGAGCCAUUUCCUGGAGCGUGUCUGCCAAAUGUGUCCAAACUUGCUGUCUCUAAACCUGUCUGGUUGUGGACAUAUCACAGAUGGAGACGUGAUCAACGUGCUACGCUCUUGCAGGCGACUGCGGCACCUGUGUCUAGAGAACUGCUGCCGCGUGACGGACGCUGUGCUGCAAGCAGUGGUAACCCAUGGAGGCAGUCUGGAGGAAGUGAGGAUGGAUUUCUGCAGGAAUGUAACACACACAGGGCUGCAGACUUGCAGAGAGAAGAGGCCUGCAGUUCGGCUAGUUGCUGAUCGGAGUGCAGGGAUGAUACCUGACACUGAGCCUGGGGGAAAACUGCACAUCAGUAGGGCACUGCAGAAAAUCCUCAUCUUUUCCUGAGAGCUAAGAAUAAUGAGAAAAUUAGAUGUUUUUUUCUGAGGAAUCAAGGCACAAUGAUCUGAUUUUUUUUUUCUUCUAUAAUUUGGGAUUCAAUAAUGGGAUUCAUUAUAUUCAGAUGUCUUGUUAUUUUUAAUUUUUGUUUUUAUUAAAAUUUUUGUUACUCAGGUAUUAACAUUAUUCAAAAUGAUGUGAUUUUUUCCCUUUUUUCCUUCUUUAAAUACCUGUAUUUAAUACCAUUAAUUUCAAACUUUAUUAAAACAAAAAUGUCAUUUUUUUCAUCACUUCUAGCAUGCAGUUCAGAAUCAGCUUCUUUAAUUUAAUCCAAAAUGUAGAGAAUGUUCCAAACACUACAUUUCUUCUACUCAGAACACACUAAAUGGUAUCACGAUUAAAUUUUCAAGCUAAUACACAUAGAUUACUUCAGUGAUUUAAGAGGACUGCCUGCCUUAGCUCACUUUGUUCAUAACGUGGGCCUGUUUAUGUAACUGAAUGUCCUUACUUGGAUUUGCUCUGCCAUGGUGCAUUCACUGUUUGUAUCAGUCUCAUUAUUCUUCCCCGAAACACUCCACACUACAAUGCACAGUAAUGCUCAGAUAUGAACCUGAUUCUUGUUCAAGGAUACUGUGAUCGCAUUACCAGCUCCAUUCGAAAUAGUAUCUAGCAACCAUAGUGCUGUUCUGAGUAGUGGGUGUGUUGUUUCACCCUACAAAAAUAAGUGAAUGGUUGUUUAUAGACCGACAUGUUUUUGCUUACAUGAUCACGGGUCUACAUGAUUCAUUCAGCCAUAGAGACUGUAGAUAUUGGACAAGAUCCGAGUUCCGCUGCCAGGCUGCUUGCCCAAACAAAACCGGUGGAGUGGAGAGAGGACAGCGAGAGUCUCAUUUCGCUUUUAAUGCAGGGAUAGGACAGAGAAGUGGAGCUGUCGCUUCAGACACAGAGAGCACUGAGCUCAUGUCUCAGCACACAAAGGUUAACUGAGGGUGUGCUGGGCUGGCUUUCUGCCAUAGGGCUGAUUAGGAAUGUUAUGUAAAAGAGUUGGAGGCGGAACCGCUGUAGCCUGGUUUGUGAAGAUGCCACGUGACGCCACUUCAUUUUUAAAGUGUUGUACUAGACGAAACCGGUUUCAUUAGAGGGGCGCUCUCUGUGUUUCACCUAUAGACCGUUGUUUUAUAUACUAUUAUUUCAAGAAUAAUGCUGUAUAAUGUGGUUAUUCUAUGAAUGAGAUGCAUAAUCUCACCGUCUGAUAUUACAUCUACAAUUAUGUGUGUAAAACAAAAGUAAAAGCCAAAUUAAUCCUUGGCAAAAAA